GGCCUAUAAAUACCCCCACGCCGUUGUGUCUUAAGCCCGUCUGUCGUCACGCUCUCCCUCGAUCUCGAUCCGAAUUUCGAUUUUCAGCUUCUCACUAGGAUUUUAUCACUGCAAUAGUAAAUCCUUAAACCUUCGUUAAUUUCCCCUUUCCUCUCUAGGGUUGUCAGGUCUCAAUCCCGAAUUUCACAAAUCAAAUCCAGCGAGAAUUUCGAAUUUUCGCCAUCCAGUUUGAAGCUUCCCCGCAAAAUGUAAGUGACCUCUAAGUAUACUCUUAAUCCAGAAAUAUUAUUAUUUACCGUCGACAAGCGCGCACCUAGGGUUUUAAGAGUAUUUGAAUAAGUGCUGCGAAAUUUCGGCGGCAAGGGUUAAAAGUUUAGAGCGGAGUUCUAGUAGGGUUUUUCGACGUAAAAACCCUAAAUGAUUCAAGAAUCUGAAUAUGAGCGAUGGAGGUAAAGCGGAGAGCAAGACAGGGAAAAAGAGUCGAAUUACUCGAGCUGGUGAGGAUAACUUCGGCCGCGCAAUAUCAAAAGUUGCCGUGGCACAGAUAUGCGAGAAUGUUGGGUUUGAGAGCUUUAAUGAGUCGGCACUUGAUUCCCUUGCUGACUUGGCAAUCCGUUACCUCCUUGACCUAGGGAAAACUGCUAAAUUUUAUUCAAAUUUAGCUGGUAGGACUGAAUGUAACGUGUUUGAUAUAAUUCAGGGGCUAGAUGAUUUGGGCAUGUCGACAGGGUUUUCAGGUGCUUCAGAGGUUGAAUUUAAUUGUACAAUUAGUUCAGGUGUUGUAACAGAGAUUAGAGGAUACGUGGAGUCAGCUGAGGAAACACCAUUUGCGCAGCCAGUUCCGCAUUUUCCGGUGGUUGGAGAAUGGAGGUUGAUACCAAGUUUCUUGCAAAUGGGUGAGAUGCCUGGCUUUAAACAUAUUCCAGAGUGGUUGCCAGCAUUUCCCGAUCCCCACACUUAUAUACACUCAGCCAUGUGGAAUGAAAGGGUUUCUGAUCCUCGCACAGACAAGAUUGAGCUAGCAAGGCAGCAUAGAAAGGCAGAGAGGGCUUUGUUGAACUUGCAGCAGAAACUUGUGUGUAAUGGGCUGCCAGUGGCUUCAACAUCUGCUGAACCAGAUGAUUAUAGGAGUGGGUUGGAAGUUAAUGAUAUUGAGAACCAAGUUUUGGCUAAUCUUCCAGAAGAUGAAGACCAAGAUGAGUCUCCUGCUAUUCUGUCCGGUAAGCGCUCUGGUGAAGCAAAGAUGGAAAAUCAUGUUACUUUGCUGGAGAUGUUUGCUCCCGCUGUUGAGGCAAUGAAGGAUGGGCUUUCUGAUUCUGGGAAUGAGGGGGAGAAGAAUUUUUUGAGCAAGAGGCCUGAUGGUCUGGCUGCUAAGUUUUCUGGUGAGGUGCGCACGGAAAAACAUGUUUCUUUUCUGGAGACAUUUGCUCCUGCAAUUGAGGCAAUGAAGGAUGGGCAUUCUGAUUCUGGAAACUAUGGAGAGAAGAGUUUUCCUGGCAAGAGGCCUGCUGUUUGUUUGGAGUUCAAGGGAGAUAAAAAUGUUUUUGGUGAAUCAUUGGAUUUGAGGAUCCGGAACAAGAAUUUUGGCCGGACAGCACCCUGUUUUGGACGCGAGGACGAGAAGGAUGACAAGAAGAGGAGGGUUGAGUUUAUACUUAGGCAAUCCCUGGAAAAUCAACAGGAGCUGACUUAGAUGUAUAUUAGUUAGUAGUUCAUUGAUUGACUUGGUGGAAGGGAAUUAUUAUACUCUGUUCAGAAAAAUAUCGGUUGAUUAGAAUAGUCAAAACCUGAACUGUAGCUCGGCUUGUGAAUGUGUUGAGAAUGCAUCUAGGAACUGGACCCUGUUUUUUCGAGGUACGCAAAUGGUUGUUUCAGAUUUCUCCAUUCAUCUAUAGUGUGAUUUUUUUCACAAAGAAAAUUGUAGCUUUCAAUAUUUUUUAUAUCGAUAAAUUAAUCUUAGCUUAUGCAUUUUAUU
Molecule: messenger RNA, 1975 nt
Organism: Olea europaea var. sylvestris
Lineage: Eukaryota; Viridiplantae; Streptophyta; Magnoliopsida; Lamiales; Oleaceae
Product: transcription initiation factor TFIID subunit 8-like
Exons: 1
Coding region: 437-1693 (418 amino acids)
Cellular component (GO): transcription factor TFIID complex
Molecular function (GO): protein heterodimerization activity
Source: RefSeq, a predicted model, not a curated record